AGCACUCAGCCGAAUAACAUACCUUCAGAUCUGAAAGUUCCUGUGGACGAACAUGACCACUCGCUACGGGGUCCCACAAGAGAUUGUCACCGAUAACGGACCCCAGUUCACAAGCCACAACUUUAAGGAGUUCUGCAAGAACUGGGGUAUAAAUCUCACCUUCGCCACACCCCGACACCCCAGUCUAAUGGACAAGCUGAAUACACAAAUAAAACUGUGGUCAACAUGUUAAAAAGGGAUUGGAGGGUUUUUAUCGGAAGUGGGCAGAAGAAUUACACGGAGUCCUCUGGGCCUACCGGACUACUCCCUACACGGCGAGACAUGAAACUCGUUACUCGCUAGUCUACGGCUCUAAGGACAUAAUACACACGGAGAUGCACGUGAGAACAACGGUCUCAGGGUCUACCUCUCAAGAAGAAAAUGACGAACUGAUGUCAUUGAGCCUCGACUUACUCGACGGAAAGAGAGAAGCCGCUCGACUACGAAACUGGUCCUACCAGCAAGAUGUCGCCAGGACCUACAACAAAAAGUAAGAACCCGGACCUUCCGGCGCAUCGGGGUCCCUAGAGUACCACAUGUGAAAAGUACAUGUAUUAAAAUGCUACGUGCUACACAAUACAGGGAAACACUUGGUAUACUUGCAAAAGUACUGUGAAAUACAGGGAGCAAAAGUGCAAAAGUCUGGGAGCACAUUAUAAUCUCUGCUUAUCCAGACGUGGAAAGCUGUAAAGUCUGGCACUUGGGUCCCUACACCCACACCAGCACCCCCUAAGUCUGAUAGUGGCUUCCUGCAGAAGCAUAAUGCAGCAUAUGAACUCGAUAGUGGCCAGCUUCAGAUCAUAUAUCUCUUCCUCCCGGCGCUCCAGCUGCUCCCUCAAGGAGACAUUCUCCGAUGAAGCCAUCAUCCCUGCUUCGUCUUGGUUCCUCACUUUGAGCCUCAGAGCCUUGAUCUCUUUCUCCUUGGCCAGAACGAUAUCCUUCUCCUCGCGCAGCUGGGAAGCCAGAGUAGCCAUAUCAGCCCCUUGAUUGAAGCAUGGUCGUCCAUCCUCUCCCCAAGGUGGAACAUCUGAGACAUCGCCUGCACGAGAACAGUCUGAUCAUCAGCAAAAAAAAAAACCAAACGAAAUGAAAAAGAGAGCAACAUGUUACCUGGAGAAGAUCGCUCUGGAUUGAUUGGAUGGCUGCAAGAGAGUCUUCCUCCGGCAGAGACACCGGGGUCAAAGGGAACACCUUGGUAUUGAGAUUGGCUAGAACAGUGGCCGGGUCACAUGACGACGACGGAGAGACAUUCAGAGUAGAUCCAGAAGCCUUAGAAUUCUUCUUAGAAGAAGAAACUGGAGCGGUCCUUGCUUGGUGAUACCAGUCAAAUUACCCUAAGGAAUGAUUUAUACUAUCUCAAAUAAGAGGUCGAGUUGUAGUACUUGUGAGAGACAAGGUUUCACUUCUUAGAUUUAGGUUAGGUCAAGAGAGAUGAAUGAGAAUCGUGGGCUGAAUCCCGUAAAUAAACUUGAAGAAUGAAUAUGAUUUAAUUGAUGAGUUGAAAGAUGAUGAAUACAAAGGAAUGUAUCUUGUGAUGAUCAAAGAAUACGUAAUGCUUUUAAUCUAGUACCAAAGUUCAUCCAUGAAAAAAAAGAGAUCCCUUGUCUUUUAUCUUCUCCAUCUUUAUAUAGUCUAGGUUUCGUUGGCAACCCUUCAACUGUUCUCCUAGAUAUUUGGCUUCAAUUACGGAGCUCGCUUUAGGCUCCUCUUGACCGAGUCUCUUAAGGUGUUAGCUCACUUUCUGUCGUGACCUCUGCUAUGAUGUCUCCCAGGUCCAGUCGUCAGCUCGGCUUUCAGCUCCCUUUGUUAUGAUGGGCUUAUCGCAACCCACAUGCUAGCUCACGCUUAUCGGUACCUCACCUGAGGGUCAUAUUCGGGUCCAACAGUUGCCCCCAGCUUCCGAAUAAAAUCCUUUGUCUCGGAAGCUAGAAUCUAGCUAUCGAUCUUAUCUUUUCGUUAAGAUAAUGAUUAGUUCUUAUCCUAUUUAGAUUCAGCUUACUCGAUCUAACGGUCUUUAUUACGUUUGGCAGAAUCUAUGGUUCAGAUGGAGAGGGUUUGAAAUGACUUUUCCGAAUCUCGAGAGGUGAUGGGAUAUAAAGCGGUGAACAUUAACUGCUAGCCUUCCACUUUCUCCACGCCUCCGUUCGGUUUUCAAGAAAUCGAAGAUCCCCCGAAGCUCUCUACCAAGCUCACCAGGGCUCUAUACCGCAAGUUGCAACAGAGUCCCUGUACCUGGGUGGCCUACACCACUUCUCGAAUAAGUGCAGCCAGAUUCCCAGAUACCUACAACGCCUCUUUCCAAGAUCCCAUUCCUGCUGAGAACCUUGAGAGUGAGUUCUUGUCCGAACCUUUUCAAUGAUUUUAUCGCUUUGAAGUUUUUAAACUUAAGGAUUUCCAUUGUUCCAGUUUCGGCAGGCGAUUCGGUUGUAUCGAUCUCAACUGGUGCUAGUGCUUCGGGAACUGAAAAGUCUCAGCCAGGUGACAUGACUCUGCGACCGUCAUUCCGUUCUAGGGGUAACCCCUCUAAAGCUGCCAGUGCUUCUCGUGGAAGCGACAGGAACCAAGGAGGAUCGUUCCUUAUCUCAAUGAAGGAAGUUUUGGACGACGGAGGAUCCAAACCUGUUGUCGAGACUACUCCAACUGAGGUUGUAGCUCAGGAUGCUGCUCCUCUCCCUGAGGUCCAGGUGCCGGAGGCUGACUACCAGGCUCCGAAGGGUACCUCUGAGAUCGAGCCGUCGAGACACAAGAGGCCCAGGAUCGAUCAGGGCGGAGCUUCCAUCCGUUCUUCUUCCUCGUCCUCUAGAGGAGGGACUGUUGGGUGGAGCUUUACCCAUUCGAAGCCUGGGUCGAUCCUGGAUGACUCUUGGGGCCUAGCUGCGAUAAUGAGGCACCUGAAGAGCGUGGGAUGUCCCCUUCCAGCGCUCAAGGACCUGACUAACCGAGAUGAGUAUCUCGAUAUUGCCCACUGUAUGGGUCAGUUGGCUGGGGCUGUUAACAGGGCCCAGCUCAGGUUUGAGAAUGCUCUGUGUGCUGCCCCCAAUGCUGGUGAACUUGCUGAGGUUACCGAGAUGGUUAAGGCAGCCAAAACCGAUCUUGACCAAGCCCGGGUUCGAAUUUCUGAACUCGAAGCCGAAGUGACGAGGCUAGGCUCGAAGGCCGAUGCUCAGCAAGGAGAGAUCGAGAGUCAAAAGCUCGAUAUCCAGGUGAAGAGCAGGAGGAUCAAUGAUUUAGAGGCUGCUCGAAAGAUAGCUGAGCAUCAAGUACGUGAGCUCAUUGCCUCAUCCCGGGAUAGCCAGAAGAACAAGGAAGCUGAAGUCAAGCUGGCUGUCAGGGAAGGGAAGAAAGAAGUCGCCGAAGCUUACGGCAAGAUCCUGGUCUGUGUUAAGGAGAAGUUUGCUAGGAAGAAAGAUGAGGUCGACGCUUUGGUGUACGCUCAGGAGCUCCAAGCUAAUGCCGACCUCUUGAAGGAUAUGCUGAACAACAAGAUCCAAAGCGUUGAAGAGGAGUACAACCAAUUGGUGGCCUUAUUACCAGAAGCGACAACUGCGUAUGAGAAGGCUCAAGUCUCUGACUUCUCGGUCAGCAAGCUUCCUCUUCCCCAGAUCUCGGAGAGUUCAGGUACUUUCGAGAUUAACAUGUUUAAUCCAUCCUUUUCUGGGGAGUAUGGCUCUAAUUUGGGUUUGAUGGCUCCUGACUUAGCUCCAGUCGAGGCAGCAAUAGGAGGUGACGGCAAUGUGGUCGAUGAGGGAGUUCCUGCCGGUGCUGGUGAUCCGAUUCAGGAAGAGAAGGAAGAUUGAGAGCUACGGCUCUUUUAACUUUAUGUUUUGUGUUUUUAAGACUUCGGCCUAAGGGCUUUGUUUCGUUAUGUUUUGUGACUUAGUGCCUGAGGAGGCCUUUAAACCUUAACGCUUGCUGGAUUUCAAUAGCCUGGGGAGGUUUUUAAACCCUUUCUUAUGUUUAAAUCGUGGCUAUUAUUUCUGUUUUAAGUUUUUGAACUUAACCUCGUUUCAUUUAAUCAUAGUGAUUGCGAAUCUCA
Messenger RNA from Brassica napus (rape), 4075 nucleotides. RefSeq lists its product as uncharacterized. The transcript has 3 exons. Bases 2523 to 3836 code for a protein of 437 amino acids. The record is from RefSeq and is a predicted model, not a curated record. NCBI's taxonomy places the organism in Eukaryota, Viridiplantae, Streptophyta, Magnoliopsida, Brassicales, Brassicaceae.